Messenger RNA from Hansenula ciferrii, 471 nucleotides. RefSeq names its product 40S ribosomal protein uS17 (gene RPS11A). NCBI's taxonomy places the organism in Eukaryota, Fungi, Ascomycota, Saccharomycetes, Phaffomycetales, Wickerhamomycetaceae. Gene Ontology annotation, biological process: translation. The record is from RefSeq and is a predicted model, not a curated record. Gene Ontology annotation, molecular function: structural constituent of ribosome. The transcript has 2 exons. Gene Ontology annotation, cellular component: ribosome; cytosolic small ribosomal subunit. The coding region runs from base 1 to 471 and encodes 156 amino acids.
AUGGCUACUGAAUUAACUGUUCAAUCUGAACGUGCUUUCCAAAAACAACCACACAUCUUCACCAACCCAAAAGCUAAGGCUAAUCGUCGUACCAAAAGAUGGUUUAAAGAUGUUGGUUUAGGUUUCAGAACCCCAAAAGCCGCUAUUGAAGGUUCAUACAUUGACAAAAAAUGUCCAUUCGUUGGUACCGUCUCAAUCAGAGGUAAAAUUUUAACUGGUACUGUUGUUUCAACUAAAAUGCACCGUACUAUUAUCAUUAGACGUGAUUAUUUACAUUAUGUUCCAAAAUAUAACAGAUACGAAAAACGUCAUAAAAACGUUGCUGCUCACGUUUCUCCAGCUUUCCGUGUUGAAGAAGGUGAUUUAGUUACUGUUGGUCAAUGUAGACCAUUAUCAAAAACUGUUAGAUUCAACGUUUUAAAAGUUCAAACUGCUGGUGGUAAAGCUAACAAAAAAUUUGCUAAAUUUUAA